AUGAUCCAAUUGUUUGCCAGGUAUGCUGAACGCGGUGUACCCUACAGACGUGGAUAUUUGUUCUAUGGACCCCCUGGUACGGGUAAGAGCAGUUUUAUCUCUGCUAUAGCAAGCCACUUUGGAUACAGUAUUUGCAUGCUAUCUCUCAGCGAGAGGACACUUGAUGAUGACAGACUGAACCAUCUCCUUAACACCGCUCCCGUUAACAGUGUAGUUAUACUAGAAGAUGUUGAUGCUGCAUUCGGUACCCGAACUGAUCCUAUGGAUAAUCACCCCGCUUACCAAGGGAUGACAAGGGUCACUUUUUCUGGUCUCUUGAACUCUAUUGACGGUGUUGGGCUGCGCUGA
This is a messenger RNA of Ostertagia ostertagi, 348 nucleotides long. Lineage: Eukaryota; Metazoa; Nematoda; Chromadorea; Rhabditida; Trichostrongylidae. The record is from the annotation of a GenBank genome assembly.